CAACUGAAUGCCAUAACGUCGGCCUCGCUCACUAUCAAGACCUCCGCCCGCUCAAGAAGAUCUUGGAGAUUGUCUUAGCGUUUGGCAACUACUUGAACAGCGCUAAGCGAGGAGCGGCCUACGGGUUCAAGCUGCAGAGUCUGGACACGUUACUGGAUACCAAGUCCACUGACCGGUCCAUGACCCUUCUGCACUACAUCGUGGGACGGUUCAUCAAAAGUUCCCCGGUACGUCGGAUUUUUGCUUGGAUCUACAUUUCGUUGGAGAACCUGGUGAUAGAUAUCAGGCAGUUGACGUCGGGCAUCCAGCUCAGCAAGCGAGAGUUUGCCCAGCAUCACGACAACUCGAUCCUGAGAGAUUUCCUCCUGGCAAACGAAGACAAAGUCAAGAAGGUCGACAGCGACAUGAAGAAAGCAGAGGCCUACAAUGAAGCGGUCGGUUACUACGGCGAAAACCCCAAGAUGUGCCCGCCCAGCACGUUCUUCUCCCUCUUCCAGCGUUUUGUCAACGCUUACAAGGAGGCUGCUUUGGAGACGGCCGCAAACAUUGAGGCCGCCAAGAAGUCCCGCAAACAGAAAGAUCAAAGAGGUCAAUCAGAUUUGAAAAAUGAGCCUUACAGAAGGGCGGACGGGAUCCGACGCAGUCUGCGGCGGAAGCAGCAGGAAAACUACGGCCUACAAUCCUCCUCCAACGAAAUGGUCAUCUGA
Molecule: messenger RNA, 707 nt
Organism: Strongylocentrotus purpuratus (purple sea urchin)
Lineage: Eukaryota; Metazoa; Echinodermata; Echinoidea; Camarodonta; Strongylocentrotidae
Product: formin-like protein 2
Exons: 6
Biological process (GO): cell migration; actin nucleation; cortical actin cytoskeleton organization
Cellular component (GO): cytosol; actin filament
Molecular function (GO): actin filament binding; microtubule binding
Source: RefSeq, a predicted model, not a curated record